GCGACGAAGGAAACGCAGCCUAUCCCCAAUUCGUCCCACCCUUCAAUCCACGCGAAGCAACGGAAGAGACCGAUGGCUGGGAAAGAGGUCGCCGGCGAAGGCGUUUCGGCGAACAUCACCGGAAUGUCCAAGAAUCAGCUCUACGACAUCAUGUGCCAGAUGAAGAAACUUAUGGAGCAGAACGAGAAACAAGCUAAGCAAAUUCUUGUUCAAAACCCUACUUUGGCCAGAGAUCUCUUUCAGGCUCAAAUAUUGCUUGGGAUGGUUCGGCCAACACAAACGAUGGGCACACCAGCUCCUGCAACACAAAGUAGUCAGCCAUUGUCAUCUCACAUUCAGCAGUCAAGUGCUCAGCCUGUUCCAGCAGUGUCGUCAGCACAAGUGAAUUUGCAGGACCAAAUGAGAAAACCACACCAAACCCAGCCUUCAGUAUCAGUGCCAGCAGUGGGUGCUCCUCCAUCAAAUCUUCAGCCCCCAUCCUUGCCUCUUCAUUCUAUACAUUCAGUACAACAGCCAAAAUCAACACCAGUCUCAGUUCCACAAUCAGUUCAAGCUCAUCCAAACAAGCCGCCCCUUCUUUCUCAUCUUCAAUCACGCACCACAUCUGUUCCUACGCAGUUGGACCAAUCAAUACAUACCAGUGGAGUUCAACACCUGCCUCCGUUGCAGCCGCCACUACCAUCGCAGAUGAGACCCUCAGUGCAACCUUUUUCUCAGCAAAUUCACCCCCAAAUGGGGCACAGUGUGGGAUUUCAGCAGCCUGGCCUGCCACCUCAGAUGCACCAUUCACAACCUAUGUUUCAUGGAGGUAAGCCUCCAGGUCCAAUGGGCCCUCCAUUUAUUAUGCAAGGACAGCCACCACUUCAAAGUCAGCCACCUCCCCAGCCACUCUAUCAGGCUGGAGGUUCACACAUAAGAACAGAUUUCAAUCACAUUGGAAGCUCAAUGCCUUUAGACAGAGGAGGAAACCCUCCAUGGAUCCCUGGUCUCCACCCAGAAAAUAAUACCCAGAAAGCACAGCUUCCCGGACUGCCACCACCGUGCCCUGGUCAAAUGGGGCCUGGAAAUCAACCUGCUCGACAACCAGCCUUAACUCCUGAGAUGGAACAAGCCCUUCUUCAGCAAGUUAUGAGUCUCACACCUGAACAGAUAAAUUCGUUGCCACCGGACCAAAGGACUCAAGUUCUUCAGUUGCAACAAAUGCUGCGCAAAUGAGACGAGGGCAAAAGUGGGACUGUGUGUACACCAUAACGUCUCUUUCCUCUCAACUUUUCGCUGCAAUUUCGUGGCAUAAUCUUUCCCUCCUCGGACCUACUCUUGAGUGUGAUCAUGUGCCGGGUUUGUUUGGUCUGGUUUGUGAUUAUGAUAUGUGUACAAUUGUACUCCAUUCUUGAAGUCCUUAGUUUUCCCCAUCUUUGCUAUAUGUGUUGCAUAGUGCUAGGCUAGCUAGGACUAGAUUUUGCUCAUCAAACUGUCUGAUGUAAUUUGUAUGAUUAGCUUUUUUGAGUUCAUAAUGGAUAAUAAAUACAGUAUUAGAUA
Messenger RNA from Cuscuta campestris, 1539 nucleotides. Lineage: Eukaryota; Viridiplantae; Streptophyta; Magnoliopsida; Solanales; Convolvulaceae. The record is from the annotation of a GenBank genome assembly.